Messenger RNA from Girardinichthys multiradiatus, 2551 nucleotides. RefSeq names its product interferon regulatory factor 6 (gene irf6). NCBI's taxonomy places the organism in Eukaryota, Metazoa, Chordata, Actinopteri, Cyprinodontiformes, Goodeidae. The record is from RefSeq and is a predicted model, not a curated record. Gene Ontology annotation, biological process: immune system process; regulation of transcription by RNA polymerase II. Gene Ontology annotation, cellular component: nucleus. The transcript is spliced from 8 exons. Bases 247 to 1707 code for a protein of 486 amino acids. Gene Ontology annotation, molecular function: DNA-binding transcription factor activity, RNA polymerase II-specific; RNA polymerase II cis-regulatory region sequence-specific DNA binding; protein binding.
AGGAGGAGAAGGGGGGUAGAGGGCCGAGCCGAGUGAAAAAUUACACAUAUCGGCUCCUCGGAGUUCUCUGAGAUAAACUUUUCUCUAGGUGUUGUUUUUCAUCGUCCUGCUUCGUGUGAGUUGACCUUGCCUGGAGUAGGUCUGUGGGAAGCUUGGUCCCGCACAAAGGAAAGAGACGACCUUCUUCCCAGCUCCCCGACAGGGAAGGUUUUGCUUCAACUUCCUGCUUCAGCACAGUCGGACAGGAUGGCGGUCACCCCUCGACGCGUUCGCCUCAAGCCGUGGCUGGUUGCCCAGGUGGACAGUGGACGGUACCCGGGUCUGGUUUGGCUCGACAGGGAGGGCAUGCGCUUCCGCAUCCCCUGGAAACACGCCACCAGACACACGCCUCAACACGAGGAUGAGGACACCAUAUUUAAGGCGUGGGCUGUGGAAACCGGGAAGUUUCAGGAGGGAGUUGAUGAACCUGAUCCUGCCAAGUGGAAAGCCCAACUUCGAUGCGCCCUGAACAAAAGCCGGGAAUUUAAACUCAUCUAUGAUGGCACCAAGGAAACCCCCAUAAAUCCUGAAAAGAUAUACGACGUCUGCGACAUCCCGCAGUCUACCAGUAACCAAACUCCUUCGGAUGCAGGAUCUCAGACUCCGUAUGAUGAGGAUUGUGGAGAGGAAGAUAUUCCAGACACACCAGAGUCUCUUCCUCCAUAUCCAUCCAAUGGAACCAGUCCUUCUCCACUCAUUAUGUGGUCUCCAGUGGGGUCAGAUUCAUCCAUGCAGCCUCCCAGCUGUCCACCUUCGAACGAGGUCUGGCCCAAAGAGGAGCCUGGCAAAAUCUGGCCCAAAGAGGAGCCCACAGAUGUAGAGAUGCCCGCCACGAACCUGGAUGAACUGCCCCCUGCCCCUCUGCCUAACCCCAUCCUGCAGCCCCCUCCUCUUGCUGAAGCCUUCUUUGCCUCUCCAGAAAUGUGGAUCAGCUCCCUUCCAAUGACAGACCUAGAGGUCCAGUUUCUGUACAGAGGGAAGGAGAUGUGUCCCACCGUGACUGUGAGUAACCCGCAGGGCUGCAGGCUGUUCUACGGGGACCUCGGACCCAUGGUUAACCAGGAGGAGCUGUUCGGCCCCGUGAACCUGGCCCAGUUACGCUUCCCGACCACAGAGCACAUCACCAAUGACAAGCAGAGAAUCUUCACCAAUCGGCUGCUGGAUGUGAUGGAUCGAGGUCUGAUCCUGGAGGUCAGCGGCCAUGAUAUCUACGCAAUCCGCCUCUGCCAGUGUAAGGUGUACUGGUCUGGCCCCUGUGCUCCAAACCCGAAUGCGCCAAAUCUCAUAGAGCGGCAGAAGAAGGUCAAACUCUUUUGUCUGGAGUCGUUUCUCAGCGGUGUGGUAGCUCAACAGCGUGGCCAGACAACCGGCCCUCCUCAGUUUGAAAUCAACCUCUGCUUUGGGGAGGAGUGGCCAGAUGGAAGACCCAGGGAGCGAAAACUCAUCAUGGUCCAGGUCAUUCCUGUGGUGGCUCGAAUGAUAAGCGAGAUAUUUUCCGGGGAUAACAACCUUUCAUUUGACAGCAGCAGCGUCCGCCUGCAGAUUUCAAUUCCAGACAUAAAAGACAAUAUAGUGACCCACCUAAAGCAGUUGUACUGCCUAAUACAGAACCACCAAGGCCAGGAAGGGUGGGCUCUGCCCCCUAACUCAGGCCUGAACAUUGCCUAGGCUCUGCAGACUCAGUGAAACUGUGAACCAACUGUAACAUAUAAACAUCUCUAUAUUACUCACCAUUGCAUGGGUUUGCCCCUAUGUUAGCAAAGAAGUACUUAUGUGUAAUCCUGUUUAGAAGUGUGCACAAUAUACUGUAGGAUUUGUAUGCUUUUAAGCCUUUUUCUUGUUUGUAAAAUUUUGCUAUGCGGUAGUUCUUGAAAUGUAAAAUCCAUGCCCAAAAUCCUGCAUGAGUCUGUGGGCAGAAGCUACAGAUAAUUGGGGCAAAGUCCGUCUUGCUGCAGAGGAAUAGUUAUAGUUAAUCAGUUACAGAUAUCCAGUAUGUGAUCGCAUGACUUCCUGAGAGGCUGUCUGUUAUAAAAUGGAUCUUGUUGACUUUUCUAUCAUUUAACUUUACACAAUAUAGAAGAAUACAUCUAGCAAGAGAUUUCUGUGUAGUAAAUAAAAAUAAAUGUGAGUUAAUGCAGGCAUAAAAAUGGAUUCUUCUACAGUGCAUGCAUGAAUAUAUGAUCCAGUGACCCCUGCUGAGAUCCAAUAAUAUCAGCCUUUUAAAAAAAAGUUGAAACAUUUUCUUUUGUCACAUUUGAAUUUGAUCAGCUGCUCAUCUUCAGACAUUUUUUCUCCGUAUAAAAUAUUGAAUAUUUUUGUACUUGUACAUUUUGGUUUAGCUACAGAUUGUAUCCAGGCAAUAUUUUAACAACAUUCAGAUACAUUAUUCCUGUUUUGUUUCUGUUUAAUUUCUUUGCACUUUGGGUUGCUGAAAUGUUUUCUGGUUUGCUGAAUGUAUUUACCCUGUGAUUGCAUGUUUAUGUUAUCAAUAAAAAUGCCUUUGAACACCUUU